AUGUUCCCCUCUCCUCAUCAUGUUCAAUUCCUCCCGGACUGGAGCCCAGACGGAGUCCAUUGUGCGUACAUCCUAUUCCCGACUGAUGGAUAUCCGACCCUGCUGACGCCAUUUGAUGUCCAUGUCUCAGACUAUGACGAUUCGCAGCAUCUAGCGAUGAGCACCAUGCCGUCAACACAACAGCCAUUUGUUGCUAGCGGGGAAUCCGAUCAUUCAUUGGCGCCUGUAGUUCCAGGUCUACUCUUUGAACCUUCUUUUACUCAGACGAACGACGGAGACAGCUCGGUUCACAUUCUGUCUCAGAUGCCUGAGUUGGACGGCGUUGGAUACUUUUCUAUGCACAUGCCGCAUUUCAGAAACGCCCAACCAUAUGAACCGACCACCUUGAGAGGCAAAUUACCUCAAACACUACACACAGGUUCCACUCCUGACGAAGAGUAUGCAAGGACACCUGAUUUCUUUCCCGCUGACAUCUCGGGAGAGCGCAUGUUCCAGAACGUCUCCUUUGCAACUCCACCUCGACCAGGCAACUCGUUCACUCCCGACGCAAAGGUCAUUCAAGGGGGUACAUAUGCGUCUGACUCCGUCACCUCUCCUGAGGACUUUGCGGAUAUCGACCGGAGUGGCGAGGUUUUGUCUCAUGUCGAGCCACAAGCAAUGGGGCCCUUGACAGAGCCACCGUCCCAGGGACGCUUUCAUUCCAAUAGUACAAAAAAUCAACCACCACUCACUAUGGAGAGUGAUUUCGUCACACGCAUCAUGCAAGUCCUCACGCCGGACGACCGUGAUCUGGUGAAAGACAUUGUUGGAGCUCCAUGGUACCGAAACAAGAAAGAUGAGCAGAUUCUGGGCAGAUACAGAGAAAGGCUCCGAAAAUUGCCCUCUGGUGGAACGAGCGCGAGCGUUUUCUCCCUUUUUAUUAUUCGUGGACGGAAGAACCGCUGCACGAUAUGUGAAGCGCUAGGCGAAGAUUGGGAGGGCGACUGCUGCCUUGACCGCACCCUCGGACAUGUACGCGAGCACUUCAACUGGUAUCCCGUCGAUGGUUACUCGUGCGAGACGAAGAAGCGGGAGGUCGAGAGAGUUCGCAAGAUUAAUUCCAAGCCUCUUAACUGCAAAGCUUGUGGUCGUCGUUACACUUAUCAGAAUGAGGCGCGCCAUAAGCGCACAUGCAUGGGCAUCCAGGUGCUCGCAAAGGAGGUUAUACCAAGGAAGGCCCCGAAAGGAAAAAGGACCGCUCGCGUACCCCCUAGCCCCGAUUCUUGA
Molecule: messenger RNA, 1266 nt
Organism: Serendipita indica DSM 11827
Lineage: Eukaryota; Fungi; Basidiomycota; Agaricomycetes; Sebacinales; Serendipitaceae
Source: the annotation of a GenBank genome assembly